ACAACUGUUCUAUCCACUACAGACACCAGAAAUAGGUAAAUGCUGGCACAUGUGGGAAGGCCACUGUCAAAGAUACCUCAAGUAGAUGGGCAAACUCCUGUUCCUUAUGACGAGAUGCGUUCUACUCCCAAUAUUUACAAUUAUCAAGGAGUCGUGAAUGAAGAUUACAACAUUGCUAGUACACCAGCUCCAAAUGACUUACAGGCACCUACUCUUGCUAUUGGAGUUCAUAAUGAUGUUGGAGACGAUGAAGAUGAAGAUGAGCUACCGUUGACUGAAAAUGAUGAUGAUGAGGAUGAUGUAGAUGAGGGAGAGGAGGUAAAUACUCAUCACCUAGUUCUAGCUCAAUUUGAGAAGAUGACAGUGACACGGACGAAGAGCAGGUGGAAGUGCACACUUGAGGAUGGCAUAAUGCAUAUAAACAAUAAGGAUAUCCUUUUCAGUAAGAUGUAA
Rhodamnia argentea is the source of this 453-nucleotide messenger RNA. RefSeq names its product transcription initiation factor IIA large subunit-like. The record is from RefSeq and is a predicted model, not a curated record. NCBI's taxonomy places the organism in Eukaryota, Viridiplantae, Streptophyta, Magnoliopsida, Myrtales, Myrtaceae. The coding region runs from base 40 to 453 and encodes 137 amino acids. Gene Ontology annotation, biological process: transcription initiation at RNA polymerase II promoter; transcription by RNA polymerase II. Gene Ontology annotation, cellular component: transcription factor TFIIA complex. The transcript has 5 exons.